This is a messenger RNA of Aspergillus terreus NIH2624, 2568 nucleotides long. Its product is annotated as putative raffinose synthase protein Sip1. The record is from RefSeq and is a predicted model, not a curated record. Bases 1 to 2568 code for a protein of 855 amino acids. The transcript has 2 exons. Lineage: Eukaryota; Fungi; Ascomycota; Eurotiomycetes; Eurotiales; Aspergillaceae.
AUGAAGACGACAGGUAUCGAGUUUCCAGAGCAGCCAUGGGAAGCUCAAAUAUGGCACAAUAUCGCCAGUGAAGAGUGGACUGCACUCCCGCUUAGAAAGUGUCAAAAUGUGACCCCCUUGCUAAGUGGAAACGACGCAGAACAUCGUUACUAUCGUCACGUAUUCUCCGAGCAGCUUAUCUUACCCCCCAACGGGGGUUAUGGCCAGUUUACAGUCCGCUUUCGCACGUGUCCAACUGCCGACUGGCAGUGGGUAAAUCAGAUUCAGCAGUCGAACGAUGGCCAGAUUGUUUUCCCACCGCGGACGCCUGUGGUUGAGUCGAAUACCGACGUCCUCAGUAGAUACUUCAGCAAUCUAUCGCACGACGUCGAGGUUCAACCUCGCAAAAGCGAGGCUCCGGGAUCUGCAUUGUGGCAUAUUUCUGGGGAAACGCAGUCCGCCGAUGGCAAGGAACCUGGACUUCGAGAUGUCGUCCUCGGAAUUCCAACAUCAUUAGUCCGGUACUUUGCCCUCGUACGCAUAUGGACGCCAUGGCUGGGGCCCAGACACGGAAGGCAGAAGUUCAGAUUGGCAGAGGAUGCCAUCCUGUGCUCAUUUCUUCGGACCGAUGGUGUGCACGUUGUCCUUCUGGCCAUCUCCGGCAUAGACAACGUCCUGACAGUGCUCGGAUCGGGUGAAAAUGGCGAGGUAAUCGUGAAAACGAAAAGUGACAGCGAUCAACCAUCGAAUUUUCAAGUUCUCGCCUCUGCGGCUGAUAGCUUCGACGUUGCCAUGAGUGCUGUGGUCUACGAGGCACGAAAAGCGGUGCGACCAUAUGGCGCUGACGAACCUGAGCGUGUCCCCACCCCGGUUUCGCCGCUUGGAGAUGAUGUGGUCCUGGUUGAGAAGGAUCCGGAAGCUCAAUGGCUUUCUGAAUGGUACGAUGCGUUAACCUACUGCACAUGGAAUGGUCUUGGUCAGGAUUUGAACGAGGAUAAAAUCCUUCGUGCUCUGGACACUCUGGAGAAAAACGGAAUUCAGAUUGCAAACCUCAUAAUAGAUGACAAUUGGCAAAGCCUGGAUCAUGAAAAAGAGGUCCAGUUCAAGCGAGCAUGGCAGCGGUUCGAAGCCAAUAAGCACGGAUUCCCAUACGGACUGAAACAUACCGUCGAGAACAUUCGACGAAAAUACCCCAAGAUUGCACAUAUUGGCGUGUGGCAUGCCAUGUUCGGGUACUGGGGAGGGAUAUCCCACACAGGAGAGCUGGCGACACAGUACAAAACAAAAGAAAUAGAUAUUGUGAAUCCCUGUGCCGGAGGACCCAUUGCCCACGCAUUCGAGAAGGGAUCUCUUUUGAUCAUAGACCCGGAAGACGUGCAGCGUUUCUAUGAUGAUUUUUACGACUUCUUACGAUCUAUUGGGAUCGACGCCGUGAAGGCAGAUGCUCAAUUCUUUCUGGACCUCGUGAAGAACGCCGACGACAGGCGGGACAUCAUAAAUGCAUACCAGGAUGCAUUUUCUAUAUCGUCCUUGCGACACUUUGGAACAAAGACACUGUCUUGCAUGUCUCAGUUCCCUCAAGCUAUCUUCCACUCUCAGCUUCCCACGAACAAGCCCACCAUUCUGCUGCGCAAUUCAGAUGACUUCUUUCCUGAAGUGCCAGCCUCGCACCCAUGGCAUAUCUUCUGCAAUGCCCAUAAUGCGCUCCUCACACGCCACCUCAAUGUGCUUCCUGAUUGGGACAUGUUCCAGACUAGUCAUCCAUAUGCCUCAUUCCAUGCGGCCGCAAGAUGCGUAUCCGGGGGACCAAUAUACAUCACUGACGAGCCGGGGAAACACGAUCUCGCGCUUAUCGACUCAAUAACUGCGCCCACUACCAACGGGCGCACAGUUAUCCUUCGGCCUGGAUUAGUCGGGCGGACCAUCGACACAUACCACGAUUACAAUGAAGGCCAUAUGUUGCGAGUCGGCACAUAUUGUGGAUGGGCACAAACAGGAAGCGGGAUCCUCGGGCUUUUCAACCUCUCCUCCUCCAGUAUAUCCUCCAUAAUAUCGUUGCUGGACUUCCCAGGGAUUCACGAGGAUUACACUGGAAAGUAUCUGGUCCGUGCCUAUACAAGGGGCAAAGUUACCGAGCCCAUGAGGCCUGGGGACGAUAAUUCCACAGUGGCAGUGAACCUGGACCACAAAGGCUGGGAAAUCCUCACAACGUACCCGCUACACACUCGCACCAUGAAGGGAGACAAAGAAUGCAGCGUUGCUAUUCUCGGGCUCUUGGGAAAGAUGACUGGUGCCGCGGCUAUAGUCAACUCUGAUAUCCAGGUCGAGCCGAAUGGCAGGCUGCGGUGCGACAUCAGCCUAAAAGCUUUGGGUACACUAGGGGUGUACUUCUCCUUACUGCCGGAGUGGAGCGUCGAAGUGAACUUCAUGGUCAUGAUACUGGGUCGGCCCGUGCCACGAAAGACUGUCAAGAAGGAUGGAGGGAGUGAUACGACCAUCUUGGCCGUGGACGUGUUGACGGCGUGGAGGGAGAUGCGGCUAAAUCCCGGAUGGAGCAACGAGGUCAUUGUACAGAUUUUUGUAGGAUGA